AGGGGUUUCCGCUCCUUUUCCUCCUCAAAAAAAGAACGUAUCGUUUCACAUUGACAAAAAAACUUUUUGUUAAAGAAAACCUACAUUUUGUGGAUAUCUUGGCUGAUAUGAAACAAUUUAAGCAGAAAACAUAUGUUUUGGAACCAAAUGAUUCAUAUGAUGUAAAUGUAUAGCUUAUCUUGCUAAUAAUAAUAAUACAUUUGCAUCAUAUCAUAUUUAUCCAUUUCCAAUUUAAUGUAGUGUCUAGAAGUACGUUUCUGACAUGUUUAUUUUGUAAGGUUAAUGAAAUUGAAAAAUUAUUAAGAUUUAUGAAGAAAUAGACAAUAUUUCCGAUGUGUAGAACCUAUUAUGGACAAAUGUAACAGUAUAGAACUACUGAACAUGGAAAGGACUGCUCCAAGUUAUAACAAAAAUUUUAAUCUUGAUUCUUAUACUGUAGAGUCGAAAUCGAGUUCUUUAAAUUCUAAACAGGAGUCGACUAGCUGGGGUAAAACUUCACCAAGUAAAAGUUUCUGUUCAUCAACCUCCACAUCUACUGAAAAUGUAGUCUCUACACUUGAACAUAGAGAAGCUUUAAAGAUAUCGCCAGAAGCAAGUGUGUCUCUGAGACCAGACGAGCCUCCUUUGCUGCCAGGUGAAAAAGUUUGUGGUCAGGCAAGGGAUGUGACUUACUUGUGUCCAUAUUAUGGGCCAGCCAGGGGCGUCCUCACUGUUACUAAUUACAAACUUUACUUUAGAUCUGUAGACAGAGACACACCUAAUGUAAUGGAUGUCCCUUUGGGUGUGGUUUCCCGCAUUGAAAAGGUUGGUGGGGCUUCAUCUCGAGGUGAAAACGCCUAUGGUAUAGAGGUGUUUUGCAAAGAUAUGAGAAACUUAAGGUUUGCUCAUAAACAAGAAAACCAUUCGAGAAGGGAUGUGUUUGAAAAACUACAGCAAUUUGCAUUCCCCUUGUCACAUAAACUUAAACUUUUUGCAUUUGAGUACACAGCAACAUUUCCAGAGAACGGUUGGAAUGUAUAUGAACCAAUAGCAGAAUUAAAACGCAUGGGUGUUAAUAAUGAUAUGUGGAAAAUAACGAAAAUAAAUGAAGAAUAUAACAUAUGUGAUAGUUAUCCUGCAGUUUGGGCUAUACCAGCCCAAGCUACAGAUGAAGAUGUGCAAAUUGUCGCUAAUUUUCGAAGUAGAGGACGAAUACCUGUUUUAAGCUGGAUUCAUCCUGAAUCCCAAGCCACAAUUACCAGAUGUGCACAGCCUCUUGUAGGAGUGAGUGGUAAAAGAUGCAAAGAAGAUGAGAGAUACAUCCAGCUUAUAAUGGAUGCCAAUGCCCAAUCCCAUAAAAUGUUCAUAAUGGAUGCAAGACCUAGUGCAAAUGCCAUAGCAAAUAAAGCCAAAGGAGGAGGCUAUGAAUCUGAAGACGCUUAUCAAAAUGCAGAAUUGGUUUUUCUGGACAUUCACAAUAUUCACGUGAUGAGAGAAUCCCUGAGGAAAUUAAAAGAACUUUGCUAUCCAAACAUAGAAGAGGUCCGCUGGUUGUCUGGUGUAGAAUCCACUUUUUGGCUUAAACAUAUAAAGUGCAUUCUAGCUGGUGCUGUGAGAAUCGUGGACAAAGUAGAGAAUCACAAGACUUCAGUUCUGGUACAUUGUUCUGAUGGUUGGGACAGGACAGCACAGCUAACUGCCCUUUCCAUGCUUAUGCUUGAUCAAUAUUAUAGAACUAUCAAGGGAUUCGAGGUAUUAAUUGAAAAAGAAUGGCUUUCUUUUGGUCACAAGUUUCAACAGAGGGUUGGUCAUGGUGAUGACCAUCAUUCAGAUGCUGAUAGAUCUCCCGUUUUCUUACAAUUCAUUGACUGCGUUUGGCAAAUAACACAACAGUUUCCAAAUGCAUUCGAAUUUAACGAGUAUUUUCUAAUCACAAUAUUGGACCAUUUAUAUUCAUGUCGAUUUGGUACUUUUCUUUUUAAUAGCGAACGAGAGAGGUUUCAAGAAGGUGUUAAAGAGCACACUGUAUCGCUUUGGUCUUACACAAAUUCCCAAUUGGACAUGUACAGGAAUCCCCUAUUCUGGGCAAAUCCUUAUCAGCAACAAGUAUUGAUCCCCAUAGCCAGUAUUCGACAUAUAAAACUGUGGAAGUCCUACUACUGCAGAUGGAAUCCUAGCAUGAGGACUCAGGACCCAGUUUAUCAGCGUACUAGAGAGUUAUUGUAUUUAAAAGAACAAUUAGAACGACAAGUUGAGGAAUGUCGCAAAGAACAACAAUUAAGACAACCCAGAUCUAACACGACGACAUGAUGUCUCGUGUAUUUUUCAUUAUCAAAAAUUCCCCUUAGAAACUUCACGAUCUUAAUAUUUUUCUAUUAAAAGAAUUAAAGAAGGAUCCAAUUAAUUAUACGUAUAUAAUGUACAUUGAGCAGCUAUAUUAUAUCUCAUGAUUAGUUUAUUUCCUUUUUACUUAUAAAUUCAGUGUUCUUUUACUUUUCUUCUAAUAACAUCUAUUCUAUGCAGAAUUGACGCAUUCGUAAGAAAACCAUUCACAUUAUAUUUUUUUAUAACUUUCUCAAUUACAAUAACAUAUUUGUUGGUGUAUUUUCAAUGAAGAAAGGUAUCCUAUAGUCAUGUUUUUAUAAAAUUAAUCAAAAUACGAGAAUUUCAUUGGUCGAAAAAUGUUACUUUCAUGGGAAUCCCUUGAAUUAGGCCACAAAAAAAAAUGAAUGGGAAUAAUUUUGGACUAAUCGUUUCGAUUUUUUUUAGAAUCAGUAUUUGCAAGUUCAAAUUGUUAUACAUGUGAUAUGUAUAUUAAGAAUUUGUAAUAAAUGUAAAGACUUAGCAAUUCUUAGAUUAGGAGUAUAAGGGAAAAUACCUGUGAGUAAUUCCACAAAGAUACAAUGAACUUAUUGAAUAUUUGGGUUGAGAAUUUGAUGUUAAUUUUACCAAAAAGAUAAUUUUUACUUUAAUUAACGUGAAUCAUUUUUGAAGCAUUAACUUUCCGCUUUAUUUUCAAGUUUUAGUUUUGUAAAAUUACUUUUUAUCUCUAAAAGAUCUUUGAAUAUAUAUAUAUAUAUUUAGUUUGUAUUGUAUUUGAAAAAGACCUUUUUGGUAAUAUUUCAAGUGUAGCCCAACUAUUUAAAACUUUUCUAGCACUUAAGAUGUGUUUGUAUAACAAUAUUUAAUUUAUCUUCUAUUUUUCGUUAUGAAUAAACUUUUUUAUUUGCUAAUUUA
Messenger RNA from Agrilus planipennis (emerald ash borer), 3216 nucleotides. RefSeq names its product myotubularin-related protein 2 (gene mtm). Gene Ontology annotation, molecular function: phosphatidylinositol-3,5-bisphosphate 3-phosphatase activity. Bases 349 to 2289 code for a protein of 646 amino acids. Gene Ontology annotation, biological process: dephosphorylation. NCBI's taxonomy places the organism in Eukaryota, Metazoa, Arthropoda, Insecta, Coleoptera, Buprestidae. The record is from RefSeq and is a predicted model, not a curated record. The transcript has 12 exons.